This is a messenger RNA of Capra hircus (goat), 2223 nucleotides long. It is a transcript of the gene PGLYRP2, whose product is annotated as peptidoglycan recognition protein 2. Gene Ontology annotation, molecular function: N-acetylmuramoyl-L-alanine amidase activity; zinc ion binding; peptidoglycan binding. NCBI's taxonomy places the organism in Eukaryota, Metazoa, Chordata, Mammalia, Artiodactyla, Bovidae. The coding region runs from base 316 to 2091 and encodes 591 amino acids. The record is from RefSeq and is a predicted model, not a curated record. The transcript has 5 exons. Gene Ontology annotation, biological process: defense response to Gram-positive bacterium; detection of bacterium; peptidoglycan catabolic process.
UUAGUCUACCUCUCUUGGGGAAUGGGCUGACUCUGAUGGAGUCUGAACUGUCCGGUUUCCAAGGCCCCUCCUGGAACUUACUGAUCCUUGACCUCGGCCUGGGAGGAAUGGGAUAGGCUAGGGGAGCCCCUGGGACCCAGACGACCUUGAGGCAGGGCACUCUGUACCCGUGCCUCUGCUGCCUCCCGCCCACAGCUCUACAAGUGGCAGCCGUGUCAUUCACCGCUGGACUUUGACAGUAGCCAAAGGUACUACUUGUUUUCCCUGUCUGUCUCCUUCCAGCCCUGCUGAAGUCUCCGCUGAGGUCAACCGGCUAUGUCCUUUGGAAACUGGAAGCCCACAGUGGUGGUCCAGGGUAUACUCUGGAUCCUGUAUGGAUUGCUGCUGCAGCCGGAGCCAGGGACAGCGACCCUGCCCCUGCUCAUGGACUCUGUCAUCCAGGCCCUGGCUGAGCUGGAGCAGAAGGCACCAGCCACUGAGGCUGGCCAUAGUGUCGCUGCAUGGCUGCUGUCAGCCCAGGGCUCUGGUACCCACAGUCCCCUCCAUCACUUCCUGCUGGAGGGGAAGCGUCUCAACAUCACAGAGCUGGAUCCUCCUUUGCUGAGCCCAGAGCUUCGAGGCCUGAUGGGAGAGGUGGCGAGACACAGCAUGCAGGAUGGGAAGGAAUAUGGGGUGGUACUAGCACCCGAUGGCUCGACUGUGGCUGUGGAGCCUCUUCUGGCAGGGCUUUGGGCAGGCCUUCAGGGACACAGAAUCGUAAACCUCUCCUUAGAGAGCACGGCCACCCCUCCGGAUGCUGGAGUCACCUUUCCAGACCUUGGCAACAGCUCCCCAGGGCUCAGCGAUGCCUCUCCUGAUGUCACCUCUGUGGAUGUCAGACCUGUGUCUCCAAAUGUUAGCACCAAAGAUCUAGAUGUCGGAGCCACCUCUCCAGCAGUUAGACCUGGCUCUCCAGAUGUCCAAGCCUCCUCUCCAGAUACCAAGGCCAAGUUACCAACCGCUGUGGACAGCCUCCUCGUGGUCACCCUGGCUGGGGACCUGGGCCUGAACUUCCUCCAGGGCCCUCAGACCUGGAAUCAUUCUGGACUGGGAGCUGAGGGAUGCUGGGACCAGCUCUCUGUUCCCAGGACCUUCACGCUCCUGGAUCCUGAGGCAUCACCCCUCACCACGGCCUUCCUCAACGGUGCCCUGGACGGAGUCCUCCUUGGAGACUAUCUGAGCCGGACCCCUGAGCCCCGGCCAGCCCUCAGUCACCUGCUGAGCCAGUACUAUGGAGCCGGGGUAGCCGGAGACCCAGGAUUUCGGAGCAACUUCCGACGGCACAACGGAGCUGCUCUGACUUCGGCCCCCACCCUGACCCAGCAAGUAUGGGGGGCCCUCAUCCUGCUACAGAGACUAGAGCCAGCACACCCUCAUCUACAGGGCAUGAGCCAAGAAGAGCUCGCACAGGUGGCCACCCAUGCUACCAAGGAGUUCACUGAGGCUUUCCUAGGGUGUCCAGCAAUCCACCCGCGUUGCCGCUGGGGUGCCGCACCGUACCAGGGUCUCCCGACGCUGCUGAAGCUGCCGCUCGGGUUCUUGUAUGUGCACCACACGUACUUGCCCGCGCCACCCUGCACCAGCUUUGAGAGCUGCGCCGCAGACAUGCGCUCUAUGCAACGUUUCCACCAGCAGACACGCGGCUGGGCGGACAUAGGAUACAGUUUCGUGGUGGGCUCAGACGGCUACGUGUACGAGGGCCGCGGAUGGCACUGGGUGGGUGCGCACACACUCGGCCACAACUCCCGCGGCUUCGGCGUGGCCUUUAUAGGCAACUACACCGGGGUGCUGCCCUCAGAGGCCGCGCUGCGAGCGGUGCGAGACGAGCUCCCGCGCUGCGCUAUACGCGCCGGCCUCCUGAGGCCAGACUAUGCGCUGCUAGGCCACCGGCAGCUCGUGCGCACUGAGUGCCCUGGCGACCUGCUCUUCAACCUGCUGCGCACCUGGCCGCGCUUCGACAAGGACGUGAAACCAAGAACUGCCAGGAGGGCCUCCAGCAUAUCCAAGAGAAGACCACCUCCAACAAUACUGCUAUCCACUGACCUCCAAUAAAGAGACCUGGGAGAGACUUCCCCGGUGGUCCAGUGGUUGAGAAUCCACCUGCCAAUGCAGGGGAUAUGGGUUUGAUCUCUGGUCUGGGAAGAUUCCACAUGCUGUGGAGCAACUAAGCCUGUGCUCACAACU